GACCGCAGAGCCCUUGCCAAGCGGCCGCGCUCCGGUGCGGGGCCGCCGCUCCCCGCGCCCGGCACGGCGGCGGAGCCUUUCCCCUACUGGGAACCGGCAAGGCUGCUACCACAGGAGCCCCGGCGGUCCUAGGACGGGCAGAGGGAGAGGAGCAGACCCAUGAAGCUCCUCCGAAGCGGGGGGCACGGCACGGAGCAGAGCUGCCCCGGCUGAGCCGCCGCCGAGCUCGGGACCGCGGCGGGGGGAGCCUCGCCGGGGCCGGGCAGCGCUGCAGCGCCCCUGGGACGUGGAGGCUGCAGGAUGAUGCAGUGCGGAGCCUGCGGCCGGGCGGUGCUGGCACUGAUGUCCCUCUCCCUCGGCUUGGCUGCUGAUGAGCUGCUGUGUGCCUGCGACGUGCCACACUGCAGCCUGACCAGCUGCACCGGCAAGGUCUGCUUCAUCAGCAAGAGGAAGGAGGAGGGAGCCAUCGUCCAGCACAGGGGCUGCUUGUCCCAGAACAUCCUGGAGCACUGCCACACGGCCGUGACGGAGCAGUACGGCAUGAGGUGCUGCGACUCCAGCAUGUGCAACGCCGAGCUGGAGAUCUUCCUGCUAGGAGAAGAGGCCCUGGGACAGACACCUUCCUUACCCAACCUCCUCCUGAUGAUCUUCGUCCCACUGCUCACCCUCCUCAUCCUCGUGGUGCUCACAGCACUCUUCUGCUGGAAGGUGGCUCAGCACCGCCACAAGAAAAGCGACCUGGGGGACAUGGACCUCAUGCUGAAGGCUUCCAUGGUGGGAGACAGCACUCUGGAGGACCUGCUGAGCGAUGACUGCACCACGGGCAGCGGCUCAGGGCUGCCCUUCCUCGUCCAGCGCACGGUGGCUCGGCAAAUCACCCUCGCGGAGUGCGUGGGCAAAGGUCGCUAUGGUGAGGUGUGGCGCGGAGUGUGGCACGGCGAGAGCGUGGCCGUGAAGAUCUUCUCCUCCCGGGAUGAGCAGUCCUGGUUCCGGGAGACAGAGAUCUACAACACUGUCCUGCUCCGGCACGACAACAUCCUGGGCUUCAUCGCCUCUGACAUGACCUCGAGGAACUCCAGCACCCAGCUCUGGCUCAUCACUCACUACCACGAGAAUGGUUCCCUCUAUGACUACCUGCAGAGGACAGCCCUGGACGUGGAGACCUGCUUGGUGUUGGCCUCCUCCAUCAUCUGUGGCCUUGUCCACCUCCACGUGGAGAUCUUUGGCACCCAGGGCAAGCCUGCCAUCGCCCACCGGGACCUGAAGAGCAGAAACAUCCUGGUGAAAAACAACCGGCAGUGCUGCAUCGCAGACCUGGGGCUGGCCGUGAUGCACUCCCAGGGCAGCGACUACCUGGACAUUGGCAACAACCCUCGGGUGGGCACCAAGCGCUACAUGGCCCCCGAGGUGCUGAGCGAGCAGAUCCGCACCGACUGCUUCGAGUCCUACAAGCAGACAGACGUCUGGGCCUACGGAUUGGUGCUGUGGGAGAUCACCAGGCGCACUGUGGUCAACGGCAUCGUGGAGGAGUACCGACCACCCUUCUUCGACGCCGUCCCCAGCGACCCCAGCUUCGAGGACAUGAAGAAGGUGGUUUGCAUCGACCAGCAGACCCCCGUCAUCCCCAACCGCCUCUUCUCCGACUCGGUUUUGUCGGCGCUGGCAAAGAUCAUGAAGGAGUGCUGGUACCAGAGCCCCUCUGCCCGCCUCACCGCCCUGCGGAUCAAAAAGACACUGAAGAAGCUGAACAGUUCCCUGGAGAAGCCCAAACUGCAGCAGUGAGCCGCGGGCCCCGCACUGGAGCAGCGAGCCGCGGGCACACACCAGAGCCGCUCACGGGCUGCAGCAGGGGUGGCAGCGAAGCCACUGCCAGGAUGGCUCCCAGGCACGGAGGGAGUUUUGCUCACAGCCUCCACCCUUCCCAGCCCUCCUUGGUGCCUUUUUAAUUUGCAAGGAGGGGUAAAAAUAGAGGGGGGAGGAAAAGGCCAAGAGGAAUCUUCCAGCCCAGUUAUAAAGAUACCUCCCAGGAUCCAUCACCCCUCGUGGGCACAGCACGCCUGCCCAGCAGGGAUGGCAGCAGGUGCCAGGGGCUGGCAGCCCACCCUGAGCCCCCAGGCAGACACCGCAGCCAAAGGGUGAGCAGGCACUGGAGCCCCCAGCACCAUGCCCUGCUGCAGCCCCGAGCCCAGCUGGGCACCCACCCCAGCGCUGGCACCCAGCGCGGCACACAGGCAGCGGGCGCUGCCCCGACCUGCCUGCCUGGCGCGUUGGCAGCGGGGAGGCCGCGGGCUCAGGGGCCCCACCAGGAAUUCCCCGGCAGGGCUGCGGUGCCCAGCAUGCCUCUCACCAAAGGAGGCCUGGAUUUGAGUGGGAAAGGAUGGUCCAGGGGCAGAAUUCCCUGGCCCAGGAUGGAUCCUGGCACGUCUCAGCGCUCCCCUGGACAAAGCCACCGGCACCGAGCAGGGACCAACCAUCCCUGGUGCCACAGCGACCUGCCCAGAUGGGGGCUGCCACAGCUGUGGUGGCCCUGAUCCCUCCCUGAUGUCCCUUCUCAGAGCCCUUUUGGUCUCUGCCAACAUUUUGCUCUCUUCCAGUGCCUUUUGGAGCUUUUCCAGUGCCUUUUGGUCUUUUUCCAGUGGCACCCCUCGCUGCCACCCCCCAUGCCACCCCACACACUUGGGGCCGUUUGGACAGGACCAGGACGUUCAGCACAAGCAGCUUUGCUCCAUAAUUAUUUAAUUAUUAAG
Messenger RNA from Dryobates pubescens (Downy woodpecker), 2747 nucleotides. RefSeq names its product activin A receptor like type 1 (gene ACVRL1). Gene Ontology annotation, biological process: transforming growth factor beta receptor signaling pathway; BMP signaling pathway; cellular response to growth factor stimulus. The transcript has 10 exons. Gene Ontology annotation, cellular component: plasma membrane; BMP receptor complex. The coding region runs from base 301 to 1782 and encodes 493 amino acids. The record is from RefSeq and is a predicted model, not a curated record. Gene Ontology annotation, molecular function: SMAD binding; transforming growth factor beta receptor activity, type I; ATP binding. Lineage: Eukaryota; Metazoa; Chordata; Aves; Piciformes; Picidae.